AUGGCACCAACCAAGAUGAUAGUCUCGCCGCCCCGUAUCAACCUGCGCAGGGCCGCCUCCUACAACGCCGCAGACCGAGGCCCGUUAUCCUCCAGCUCCUCCAGGUUCGGCUUCGAACACCUCGCCUUUCACUCCCCGCCGCCGUCCCCGGGUUUGCCUUUACCACAACAGGCCCCGCGCAAGAGGAGAAAAUCCUCCAACACGCCACGGCCCAGCCGGGUCAUCCGGUGGUUUCUGUGGCUGUCUGGCUUGGUCCUGCUCUUCUUCGUAGCGGGCAGGUCCAUUCAGCAGCAUGACGGCGCUGCCGUCGUUGUCUCGGAUGUGUUUGAGUGGGCUGCUUCGCAGUGGGAUGAGAGGCGGGAAUAUGAGAUGAUCGGACAGGACAGCCUGCCUGAUUUCCCGACGCCUGUCGUGGUGACAGAUCGGAGGGGAAGGGCGAAGUGGACCGUGUCGAUUCCGCAGAGUCUUGGGUUCCCACUCUCACCCAGGGAGUAUACGGAUAUGUGUGCCAAAUGCAGGGAGGUUUCUUCGCGGGUGAAGGGGCUGCACUCGCACAAGGCUAUGGGCAUUGAUCAGAUUACCAUGCUGGGCAGCGGCGGCCUUGGCAGCAGCAGCAGCAGCAGCAGAGGAGAGGCUACCAACACGGCCGAGAACGACAAACACUUCGUCGACGUCCGCGAGGCAGAAGGACAGCGCCUCUUGCCCCCAACCACACCAGGCAGCAAAGGGUCCGGCAAGAACGGCGAAAAGCUAGGCGUCGACGGCCACAGCCUCAGCCAAAAACGGAUCUGCGCCUCCAGCCUGACCUUUGUGCUUGAGUCCGAGGACGCAGGGCUGGGAACGUCGCUUAUGGCGCUGUGGAUUGCGUACGGCACGGCCAAGAGGGAAGGACGGACUUUCUUCAUCGACGAUACGCGCUGGGCGUAUGGCGAGUAUACUUCGCUCUUCGAGACGCUUCCCGCUCCCGACUGUCGGCCUCCUCCGGCACAUGAGCGGCUCCCGUGCCCGCGCCAAGCUCGGCAUCUCGUCGUGUCUACGGCGACUGCACGUGAGGUGCUGGUUACCGAUGAUGCAGCCCCGGACGAGGUGUACGUCGAAGGAUUCUCCCUGGCCCAACGACCUGGCCAGAAGGCACUAUACGCCUUGGCAAGAGAAGGAUACGAGGCGCUGUUCCGACUGGGUGCGCAGGACAGAGAUUACGUGGCACAGCGCGUGGAGGAGCACGCUGUGCGCAGCGACGGGAGGGCGGUUGGUGUGCAUGUGCGACGUGGGGACAGGCGGCCUUUUGAGGCGCAGUACGCGGAUUCGUACAUUCCCCUGACGGCGUAUGCGCAGGCGGCGAGAGAGGUGCUGGAAGCAGUUGGGGUUGUCGAGGACGACGACGAGAACCAGACAGCAAGGAACGCCAGUCUUGUGGUUCUAGCGAGUGAUGAUCCGCUUGUUUACGAGGCGGAGGAGUUUACUGGGGCUGGGGAGGAUCUGGUGCGAGCCCAGGAGCUGAUUCGGCUGGCGGGAAAGGAGGAUGAUGAUAAGGAAAAGAAGGAACAAGAGGAGAAGAAGAAAAAGAAGCAGACGAACAAGUAUGUCAUGCACAAGUUUGAGGAGGAGACGUUUGGAUGGGAGGGAGGUUUCUUUGGGGCCAUGUUUUGGAACUUGGGAGGACAAGGAGGAGGAAGUAGUGCAUCGACAUCGACGACGACAACAACAACAGUGACGCCCUCAGAGGACACAACGAGGCUGCGAAGUUACAUGGGGAGGGCAUACUUGAUGGACCUGGCAGUGCUGGCGGAGACAAAGGGAGGAGGUGUGGUUUGUGCGGUGAGCGCGACGGGAUGUCGGCUGUUGGCGGUGAUGAUGGGAGAGGAGAGAGCGUUUGAGAAGGGGCAGUGGAGGAACGUGGAUGGCAAUUUUGGAUGGAGUGGGUUUGUCUGGUAGGCGCGAUGAGGAGAAGGACGUGGAAGGAGGAAGGAACGAGGCGUCUAGUCUGGAUGUGCAUUGUCAUGGCGUUGGAUGGUUUUUGAUCCAAGGAGCAUCUUGGUCCGACUUUUGGACAAAGUCGUUUUCUUUUAUUUUUUAUGAUACCAUCAUCCUGUGUGCUGUUCCUAAAAGAGGAGAGUAGCAGAUUACAUUCGCUGGACAAAAUUAUAAAUCUUCAAUCU
Molecule: messenger RNA, 2159 nt
Organism: Cryphonectria parasitica EP155
Lineage: Eukaryota; Fungi; Ascomycota; Sordariomycetes; Diaporthales; Cryphonectriaceae
Exons: 1
Coding region: 1-1935 (644 amino acids)
Biological process (GO): protein N-linked glycosylation
Molecular function (GO): alpha-(1->6)-fucosyltransferase activity
Source: RefSeq, a predicted model, not a curated record